This is a messenger RNA of Cladophialophora psammophila CBS 110553, 378 nucleotides long. RefSeq lists its product as uncharacterized. Lineage: Eukaryota; Fungi; Ascomycota; Eurotiomycetes; Chaetothyriales; Herpotrichiellaceae. The record is from RefSeq and is a predicted model, not a curated record. The transcript has a single exon. The coding region runs from base 1 to 378 and encodes 125 amino acids.
AUGCCUCCAACACAGGAGAGAUGGAUGGUCUGGAACGGCAGCCCGCAUCACUACUGCCACGACAGAUCUCUAUUCUUCAACCUCGACGAAGACCUGUCAGCCGAUCGAACCAAGGAAUUCGUAGUGUUGGGGAAGGGCGACGUCGUGAUCCCCGUCACAGGAAGCGAGAGACUCACCGCCAUCCGUCUCAGGGAUGUCUUUUACUACAAAACCCACGAGCCCAGAAAUAUCAUCAACUUGAAGUCGUUGCAGAGCGACUAUCCCAAGUUGCGCCUCAGUCAGACGGUCAGGAUCGGGAUCUACGGCACGGCGAUCGAGCAUGCUGAUGAGCCGGGGAAGGCGCUGCUGAUUGUCGAUGAGUACGAUGCGGAGCGAUAG